CCGCGGCGGCCGCCAGGUUUUUCAGGUCUGCGGUCCUAGUCUCCUGUCGGUCUACAGGGCCAGGGCUCUGAGGAGAAUGGAUCCUUCUUUGGAUACAUGGGACUUCUCACCUUUAAUAUCAUUGUGGAUAAACAGGUUUUACGUAUAUUUGGGCUUUGCUUUUGGCUUUAGCCUUUGGAUUUGUUUCCAGAUUGUCAUCAGGAGGCAGUUGGGAAAAGAUUCAAACUUGAUGGAUUUUGUGCAAUCGUUUAUCCUCAAGGACAAGAACUCACAGGAGAAAUCUGUUUCAAAAGCAACUCAGGAUUUGAUGACAAAUGGUGAUCUCUCUCUUCAAGAGAAGGAAGUCUUUGUGUCUGGAGUAAAGAUUUUCUAUGGUUCCCAGACUGGUACAGCAAAGGGAUUUGCAACAAUUCUUGCUGAAGCAGUUAGCUCCCUAGGUCUGCCUGUCGCAAUUAUUAAUCUGAAAGAAUAUGAUCCAGAUGAUCAUCUAGUAGAAGAGGUUACUAGUAAAAAUGUUUGUGCCUUCCUGGUUGCAACAUAUACUGAUGGUCGACCAACUGAGAGUGCAGAGUGGUUCUGCAAAUGGUUAGAGGAAGCAUCCAUCGAUUUUCGAUUUGGCAAAACUUACCUGAAGGGUAUGAGAUAUGCGGUGUUUGGCCUGGGAAAUUCUGCCUAUGCGAGCCAUUUCAACAAGGUUGGCAAGAAUGUUGAUAAGUGGCUCUGGAUGCUCGGUGCUCACCGCCUGAUGACUCGAGGGGAGGGCGACUGUGAUGUGGUUAAAAGCAAACAUGGCAGCAUUGAAGGCGACUUCAGAGCUUGGAAGACCAAGUUCAUCUCGAGGCUACAGGCACUUUCUAAAGGAGAGAAAAAAUCCUGUGGUGGCAACUGCAAGAAAGGCAGAUGCAAAUCUAAUCAGCACAGCUCAGAGGAGAUGGAGGCAGAGUCUCACACUCAAGACAGAUUGCAUCAGAGAGACACCGAGGAGGAGGAGCCCCUUGAGAGCACCAGUGAGGAAGAGUCUGAUACUGAGGACCAUCAGAGUCUAAAUUCUGUCAUUGAUGUUGAGGACCUCGGCAAAAUUAUGAAUCAUGUGAAGAAAGAAAAGAGAGAAAAGGAGCAGCAGGAAGAGAAAACUAGUUUGUUCAGGAACACAGCAAAGAAUGAAGCCAGUGAAAGAAGAGCUAUGAUAACUCCUGCUCUCCGAGAAGCCCUUACUAAACAAGGUUAUCAGUUAAUUGGGAGCCACUCUGGGGUGAAGCUUUGCAGGUGGACAAAGUCGAUGCUCCGAGGGAGAGGAGGUUGCUAUAAACAUACAUUCUAUGGCAUCGAAAGCCAUCGUUGCAUGGAAACUACUCCGAGCUUGGCAUGUGCAAAUAAAUGUGUCUUCUGUUGGCGGCACCACACCAAUCCAGUGGGCACUGAAUGGCGGUGGAAAAUGGACCAGCCUGAAAUGAUCUUAAAGGAAGCCAUCGAAAACCAUCAGAGCAUGAUCAAGCAAUUUAAAGGAGUUCCAGGUGUCAAGGAAGAACGCUUUGAAGAAGGAAUGACAGUAAAGCACUGUGCAUUGUCACUUGUAGGAGAGCCCAUCAUGUACCCAGAAAUCAACAGGUUUUUGAAACUACUCCACGAGUAUAAAAUCUCCAGUUUCCUGGUCACAAAUGCACAAUUCCCUGCAGAAAUCAGGAAUCUCAAACCAGUUACCCAGCUGUAUGUCAGUGUGGAUGCUAGCACCAAAGACAGUCUGAAGAAAAUCGACCGCCCACUCUUCAAGGAUUUCUGGCAAAGAUUCCUCGACAGUUUAAAAGCCUUGGCAGCAAAGCAACAGCGGACUGUCUACAGACUGACUCUAGUGAAAGCAUGGAAUGUGGAUGAACUCCAGGCCUAUGCUGAGCUGGUGUCCCUGGGGAGUCCUGACUUCAUCGAAGUAAAGGGUGUUACCUACUGUGGAGAGAGUUCGGCAAGCAGUCUUACCAUGGCCAAUGUGCCCUGGCAUGAGGAAGUGGUACGCUUUGUCCAUGAGUUGGUGGAUCUGAUCCCCGGCUAUGAAAUUGCUUGUGAACAUGAACACUCCAAUUGCCUCCUGAUAGCUCACAAAAAGUUUAAGAUUGAUAGAGAAUGGUGGACGUGGAUCGAUUAUAACCGCUUCCAGGAGCUCAUCCAGGAAUAUGAAGACAGCGGUGGAUCAAAAACUUUCAGCGCAGAAGAUUAUACGGCUAAAACUCCUCCCUGGGCUUUAUUUGGUGCCAGUGAAAGAGGCUUUGAUCCCAAGGACACAAGAUAUCAGAGAAAGAACAAAUCAAAGGAUGUUUCUGGAUGUUGAGAUUAUCUGACUUCAGGAUACUGAAGGACAAAAACUGAUGGCCCCAGAAGGUUCUCAGACUCCACUGUGAUUUUUUCCAAGGACAAACUAACACAAAUUAUAUUUCAUAUUGAGGAGACCAUAAGGCAAAACAUGGGAAUGCAAGUUAGGUCCCGGGGUUGGGGAAGGCAGCAUCCAAACUUUGAGUGCCUGGGACUCGGCCUCACCGUUUCCAGAACUCAGUCCCCUUCCUGAUUUACUUCUGAGAGGAAAGUCAUUUUAGGGGGGAAGUACACAUCCUUAUUAGAAUAUAACUGACAGUUUUGAAUUAUAAUUAGUAAGCCUCCCUAGAAUGCUAUUCAGAAAAGUGUUGUGCAGAAUGAAUAUCUCUUCCUCUUCCCCUCGUGGGCUGUUGGCUUUUGUGGAUUAUACUCCCUGAGGUGAGUGUAUCUGCUCCCUCUAAGACCUCCAUCUUUCUCUUAUAUCUUAAGAUAACACCUCCUGAAAGUAAUUUAAGUUGUCAUAAUUCUCAAUUAUUUUUAAAUACCACAUAGAUUACUUUAAAUUUUUUCUUAGUGCCAAUGCUUUAGAAAUUGAGUUGGAUCUGAAACUGUGCUAGAUCUCAUUGUGUUGCCAUACGAAUUGCCAUAGAAGGUAACAGAUAGGCUGGAUUAGAGUAAAAGUUCUCUUCUGUAAGAGGAAUUGCCAUAGGAUGUCAUUGAAUAAUUAGUCUCACAAACAAACUGUGAAACAGUACGAUUUGCUUUUUGUUGAAAAAGUCAGUGUUUAAGCCUCUUAUUGCUGCACAUGUAGCAGGUCUCCGGCUUCUUUCACUCUGUAGCCCCAGCUACUUCAUGCCAUCUGUUCUUUAUGGUUCAAGUUUUUUCUAAUUGGAAACAUCAUUAACUACUCAGUAGGUUUUUUUAAAGUAUCGUAGUUAUUUUUAAAAUUCCUUUAUCCUAAAAUUUUAAUUAAUAAAACAUCUUUUGUAAAGACUUA
Molecule: messenger RNA, 3298 nt
Organism: Ceratotherium simum simum (southern white rhinoceros)
Lineage: Eukaryota; Metazoa; Chordata; Mammalia; Perissodactyla; Rhinocerotidae
Source: RefSeq, a predicted model, not a curated record